Zootermopsis nevadensis is the source of this 2815-nucleotide messenger RNA. NCBI's taxonomy places the organism in Eukaryota, Metazoa, Arthropoda, Insecta, Blattodea, Termopsidae. The record is from RefSeq and is a predicted model, not a curated record.
GUCGCGCACGCUAUUUGGAACAUUGCAGUUGCUUCUUUGUUGGGUCCGACAUGACAUCUAUCGCGUUUGGGUUGUUUCAGCAACGCGUCGGCUGCGACACCAGGAGGUUCUCAUCUGCGAUCGCUGACUCAUCAGAAGGCGUCACGGGAAACGCGCUGCCUCUGACAUCCCACCCUCUGGGGUUGCCACCAACCGCACAACAACGACGGAAGUUCAGCUUCCCGGCUUCACUACAUUCCAGUCUGCUAGGACUCACUGGAUCUGCUGGAGGUGAAACCGGAAAUGCGGUUGCUGGUUCUGCAAGACGACGUUUUAGUAAUGUCAGCGAUGCAGUGUCGCGUAAACUGUCGAAUACCAUCGGUUGGCGUACAGCGCCGAUACCAACCCAAGAGAUAAUCGAUCAAGGGAAGUCGUUAUGCGGACAGUACAUCCGUAGCCGUUUGAAGCGCUCGGGUGUUUUUAAUAGGAAAUGCGGACUUCAGAGGUUAAGGACAGCUGCUAGUUUACCGGGGGGAUACGUUGUGAGAGAUGUGUUCCCGGAGUUGGCCAGUAUAGGACAGGAGUUGGAGAGAAUGUAUCCUAAACUUUAUACCUCUGUAGCUAGGCAGGCUAGUCCGUCGCCUGGAGGCGGAAAUUUAACAUCUGAGAAAGCCGCUGGCGUCGUUCUAACCGCUGUAGCACGCGAGUUGUUCAAGGUGGACGUGACGUGGGGUAAAGUGGUUUCUUUGUUUGCUGUGGCGGGAGGUUUGGCUGUGGACUGCGUGCGACAGGGUCAUCCUGAGUAUCUGCACGACUUGCUGGAAGCCAUGGGCGAAGUGCUAGAAGAGGAAUUAGCUGCUUGGAUAGUCGGUAACGGUGGCUGGGCUGCCUUGCUGUCACAUUUCAAGCCACCCAGCACUGAAGUGUCCGUCACGGGGUUCCUGGGAGUCCUUGGCGCUGUCAUGGCAACAGUCGUCUUCCUUGUCUUCAUCGCACGCUGGUUCGGAAAGUUCGCCUUCAUCUAGCCUUGCCUUCAGACCAGCGUGAAGGAAUUUGUGUUUACAACUAGGAAUAUUCUCUGUUUUAAUUUCAGCGUUUGCAGUAUUCCAUGCGUGUUAAGAUAAGCAGGUCUUUAAGUAUUAUGUCUGGGAUCUGAGGUUUUCACGGCGGUGAAGAUCUGGAUCUUGGCUUCCUGGACUAUGAUGCAACGUAGCUUGAAAGUGUUUACCGGCCUUUCGCAUGAACUUAUCGUAUGAAUCUUCACGGUAAAGUGACGUCGGUAACUGCCUACGAAACAAUGCGGUGUCACCAGCCCAAAAGACCACAAUCCAUAUUAAUUUUGUCGUGUGGGUUUAAAUGAUUCUGUGUAUCAUGUGACCGCUUGAGGAGUGUAAUGCAUAUAAUUUAGUAUAAUGAAAGAACAAGGCAGUUAUGGCAGAAGGAACACCAAUUAUGAAGCAUAACCUCCCAAAAUGAUAACAUCAUUGAUAGAAGUAACAGUAAUUUUCAAUCGUCAGAAUGAACACCUCUGUCAGAUUCAGAAUAAAACCUCGGAACCAUGGGGUUAAGAACAUUCCGAUUAAAAUUGAAAAUGUGUUUACAGGAGUGAAUCCUUUUAGAAUUAUUUUUAUUUAUAAAAAAACAUAUUUAGAGAGUAGUAAAUUAUUUUGUUUCAGAUUCAAAAUAUAUCCCGUUCUUUAUAAUGUUAUCACAAAUCAAAGCUUUACUUGGAUCGUAUAUUUAACUUAAAAUAGCUGUCGCAUUCAACUGAAAGUCACAACUAAAUAACUGGGUCAAAUUACUGAUUUCUUUUACUGAAAUAAAUUAUGUGGUUUUAAAAUGGAAAGGCCUUCUGGUAUUCAAGUCACCGUUGUUCCAAAACACCGUUCUUUUUGGGCAACUCUUGUAUCGUACGGUGGACUAAGUUUUGCCCUCAGUUUCUUCUCAAUACAGACAAGAGGUUUCCUUCAAUGAAAUUCGGUAUAUUUCUAUUAUAUUAAUUCUUUGGUCUUUGCAAAAAUUACUACGUCCCUGAAUUCUGUACAAAGGAGGGGUCGGAAGGUGAUUGGCUUUGUAUUUGAAAACCAGCGUUCGAUUCCGCACCAAGGUCAUGUCUAUAAAAGCGUUAGAGCCCAUAGCUUCCUGUAAAAUUGGUGCUGGGGUUAAGAUGGCUCCACAAUAAAGCUGUAUUAACUGCUGUAUAGAUGCAGUGAACUUUUCCUUCAUUACCCCUGUGUGCCUUUAUGUUAUUAUACCCAUCUAUAUAGGCCUGUGUAAAUGUUACAUAAAUGAGAGAGAACUAUAUAGUGUCACUGUAUAGUUUAUAUAAUGAAAUGAAACAACAUCGCGAUUUACUCUUAACAGAUUAAGCUUGACUCACAAUGAGGGGAAAAAUUCUGACUUGAUCAAUUUCGCCAUCACUUUAAUUUAGCUACGUCAUAUUGCAGAGCCCUUCUUGAAAAUCCUGUAGUCGCUCAACUGAUCAAGACAUUUAUGUCUUGUAUAUAAUCUGAAGAUACUUUACCAGUUUCACAUAAACCCGCCCUUGGGCCAUAUUCUGAGCCAGCUGAAUCCAGUCUACAUUUCACAUCUGAACACAGUUGCACCCUUAAUUCAUAUUAAGUUAAUAUUAUGUUGCAAAUCUUAAAGUUUAUUUCAAAAUAAAUACCCAUCGAAAGACUGGAGGUAUAGCUCAACGCAUUUUUAAACUCUGUACUAGAUGGAUGUCAGCGGUCAGCUUCACGCUUCGGCCACAGUAACCCCCGGGGAAAUACUGUUCCCGUAACCAACGGAUAGGAAGAGAAGACUUCAAAAUCGGCCUGAACACUGUGGAGCA